Closterium sp. Yama58-4 is the source of this 960-nucleotide messenger RNA. NCBI's taxonomy places the organism in Eukaryota, Viridiplantae, Streptophyta, Zygnematophyceae, Desmidiales, Closteriaceae. The record is from the annotation of a GenBank genome assembly.
AUGGCCCCGCGAUUUGCGCUCCUUUUCUUGCUCCUCUCCCUCCUGCCGCUCGUGCUUCCGCAUCCCACCCGCCUCCCCUCCGCACCUUGCGCAGCGCGGGUCGCCGCGCGGAGCCUCGAAGGCCGCGGGGCGCACCGCGUGCUGCGCACGUCGCUCCACGUGGCAUGCCGCGCCGAUUUGUUCCAUCCAAAUCAUCCAGGCGGUGCGCGCGUGGCGUGCGGAGAAGCGCCCGUUACUAGAACGGGGAGCCGCGGAUACAAUGGAAAUGGAAUAGAGACGGAAGGAGGGAGAACGAUCGGCAGAGAGGAGGAGCGGCCGACAGAUGGGUGCAGAGCGGUUCCAGAGCUCAUUAGCUGCACUGCUGCUAGUGAAUGCGUGGAAAGCAGUGGAGCAGCAGGGAGGACACGUGUCACAAUACGUUUGGAGCAACCCGUGCCACGUGGGCUGUACGCCGAUCCGUUUGAGCUGGAGCGAAUCCUUCGACCAGAGGGCGACCGAGCCUGGGUGGUAGGUCCGGUGGAGCUGGAGCAGCCUGCGCCACGGUGUGAGGCAACCGUGGCAGUGAUGGAAAGGGACGUUCGCGUGGGGGAGGGGAAGGAGGAUGGGGACGUGCGUGAGGGGGAAGACAAAGUCUCAUUCUCAGUGGAGUUCAGCCUGCCUCUGCACUCCCGUUACCCGGCUGUGCUGCCAGCUCUCUCUCCGCCGCUCUCCCCUCUCUCCCUCCUCUGCUCCACCGCUCACUCACUUCCCUGGAACCACUCCUCCCUCUCCUCCCUCUCCUCUCUCUCCUCUCUCAUCUCUCCCUCUGCCCUCUCCUCUCUCACGCUGGCCAUCACCGGCAGCUGCAGCCAAUCACACGCUGCAGUUUAUCACCAUCAUCCUCCGGCCCAGAUUCGCCUUCAUCAACCUCCGCAGCAGCAUCAUCCCCACCGUCCUCAGCACCACAUUCGCCCUCAUUAG